Messenger RNA from Xyrichtys novacula (pearly razorfish), 5166 nucleotides. The record is from the annotation of a GenBank genome assembly. Lineage: Eukaryota; Metazoa; Chordata; Actinopteri; Labriformes; Labridae.
AUGCCUCAGGAUGACGACAUUGAGAAGUCUUUCCGUGUCAAUCAGGACGGCAGCAUGACGGUGGAGAUGAAGGUUCGUCUCACCAUCAAAGAGGAGGAGAUGCUCCAUUGGACUACCACACUCAGCCGCACAUGCCUUAGCAAGAGGACAGCUUGUGCCUCCAUUUCUGAGUCAGGGAAGAGCUCAACUGACUCAAACAAUGCUGUUGCCAAAAACUCCACUAGUAUCAGUGGAGAUGAAUUAAAAGAAGGGAACCAUCCAGCUGUAGGUGGGAAGGGAGUCAAGUUUAACGACGAACGAGUGGUGGGUAGAGCAAAAUCAGGUUUUAGACGCAGUCCUACACCUGGUGCUCAACAGGUCAAGAGGGCAUCAGUCGAGAGUGUGAAGAUGGUGACAGAAUCGGGGGUUCAAGAGAGCACCCUGGGACAUUACUCCUACAUGGAGAGGACAGUUGGUGGUGAGAAGACUGAGGGAUAUAGAGUUGUCAGACACAGCAGCAGCAACAGGCCAAUCCCAAAGCCUCGCAAAACUGCAUCUGCAGGAGCGAUCAUCAAAGGCUCCCACUCCUCUAUCAGAUCAUCAGGAGUGGCUGAGGUCCUUCAGAUACAAAAUAAUGGCAUGGAAGUUACCGAGACUGUAAUGCACAUUUAUGAAAGUCAAGGCGGUUACGACAACUAUUUUGCAAAUGAAGACUACAGCGCAGAUGGUGCACAUUCAUUUUCUUCAACUCCUGUGCUGGACAGCAAACUGUCUGUUGACUCGGGGCCCCUUUCAUCCAGCAAUGAUUGUGAUAUAGAUUUUAGCGGUCAGCAAGCCAUUACAGACUCACAACAAAGACAGAAAGAAGAGAUGUUAUCGUUGUCAUCAGAGCCAAUAACUCAAACGCAUGAGAUAACAAACCAUCUGUCUUUGUUGAAUGGGUAUGGAGCCCGAACAAAAGAUAAAUCUAUGAAAAAUGAGAAAAAGACAACAGUGGUUCCGCCUCAUAGGAGUCUGAAGAACCUCAUGUCUACAAACAAUUCAGAAAAAAAGAAAAAGGAAAGUAGAGAAAGCCUUCCAAAAAAUAGAGUCAAAUCAUCCAAUGAAAAGCAAAGCAGUAAUGCAAGUGUGGGAAAAAAGAGUCUGAGUUCAUCCGAAAGUGCGAAAAGUCUUCAAAAGACGAAUGGAGCAGAAAAGUCUCAAGUGAAGAAAGCAAGUAAGGAUGUGAAGAUACCCCGAAGAGAGCCAGCCUUAUUAGCCAAUGCUGUUAAUGUGAAAAGGAACCUAACUUUGAGACAAAACUUAGAUAAUGGUCAUCAUGUACACGCAAGGCCUCAGAUGAAGAAAAACAUUUCAGACAUUUUACAACCUAAAAAAACUCUUUUGCCUGCCAGAAAAUUAAUGAACAGGCCAAAAUCCAUGAGUGACCAUACAUUAUCUACGCCGAAGAAAUCUGUAGAGUUGAGUGAGAGUUUGUCAGUACCUUCUUUCAAACCUUCACUCUCGGAAAUUCAUCAAUAUGUUGAGAACUGGUUGGAAAAAGUCAGUCCAGACCCGGUGUUAUACACCGAGGAGACCACCAGUGAUGAAUCAAAGACUCAGACAAAGGUUGUGUUUCAAAUAGGAGACGAUUCUGAAUCAGAUAACAAGACUGAACGCAAGAUAAGUCAAGAUGAGUGUAUCCCACCACCUCCAGGCGAUGUCAAAAAGUCAGCCUCUUGCCUGACCGUACCGCAACAUCACGCAGAUCCAAGUCUUCUGCACAAUGAACAGUAUGCGAGAGGUUUAUGCGCGUCAAUGCCAAGUGUCAGAGUGGAUCCUUCAAAAAUGGAGAAUGUAAUGAGACCGCACAAAUCUGAAGAGGCCAUCAGUCCAGCUACCAAUGAAGCACCAUCAUCAUCAUCAAACUUUCUAAGUCCCCACACAAGGAUAAAACCGGUCCUAAAGCAGAUUUAUUCAUCCAUUCAGUGCAUCAGAGGGGCGUCCGACACCACCAACACAGCAUCCAAUCUUGAAAAGUCCACCAGCCUUCCAGAUUUCCCAAACCAAGUAGCGUCAGUGUUCGGCUCCUCUUGUAAGGCCUUCUUGUCAUUCCUAUCAGUGGUGACGUUGCGAGACAACCUCAAUGGAUCUGAGAUGAAUAUCGGUGAAACCUCAAGAAGCGAUUCUGAGGCCAUGCUGAUGAUGCAAUCCCUCCAGAAAAUUUCUGCCAUCGAGGACGCGGAGGAGCAGCGGGCAAGUCUAACAGAUUUACAAAGCAGAGCGUCUUCUCAGCUCAGAGCACGCUGGAAAGAUUUCCAGAUUCUGAGAGAAAGACUUGAAAGUGAGCCGCUGUCUCCCAGAGUUUCAGAAACAGAAUUUGCCCUGGAUGUUGUCUCUGAGGGUGGAGAUGUAUUUGAUGAUCAGCAUUUAGAGAUAGAUGGGCUUAUGGAAGAAAUGAAUAUGCCACGAGACUUAAGGGCAGAGAUUUUUUCUACAAUGCAGCAUUCUAGAUUCUUCUAUCCGAUAGAGGAGAGCACUUUUGUAGAAACUGAAAGGAACCAGUCAGACUCAGAAGAAGAUGUAGAAAAAUUUGUUGAAGAAGAAAACGAUGAAACAGAAAAACAAUCACCUGAGACAGACAGUGCCACCAUGGCGAUCGAGUCAGAGACAGAACUUAAAGUUGAGAAAACAGACAAUAAGAACAAAGAUUCAGGCAUUUUGAGGAGAGGGAGUAAUGAUUGGUCAAGGAACGAAGAAGGUAGAGAGGAAACAGAAAAGGAAUAUGAGGGAGAAAACAGGGAGCAGGAGGAUGAUACAAAAGAGGGAGAUGAGGUUGAUGGAGAGAGUGGAGCUGAAGAAAUGGAGAGUGAGAGAGAGUCAGAAGAAGAACUGGAUGACAAGAGGCCAGAGGAUGGGGAAGGAGAGGAUGGCAGCAAUGAGGGGGAAGAGUAUUUGGUAAAACUAGAGGAAGGUACAGAGGAGGAGACAGCAAUGGAUGAGGAAGAAGAGGGUGGAACAGAGAAAAGAGAGGGAGAUAUGAAUGGAGAAGGACUAGAUGGGGAUGGAGAUCAGACGGAUGACAGAGAGGGAGGAGAGGAUGAAGCGGACGAAGAAGAAGUGCAGGAUGAGGGUGGUGAUGAAAGUGAAGGGGAGGAAAAUGAGGAUACUGUGGUUGAUGAGGAGACAGAGGAGGAAGAGAAUGAGGAGGAUGAGGAGAAUGAGGAAGAAGAAAACGAAGAGACGAUUGUGGCUGAUGAGGUGACAGAGGAGCAAGAAAACGAGGACGCUGAGGUUGAGGAGGAGACAGUGGAGGACGAAAAUGAGGAGAUGAUUGAGGUUGAUGAGGAGACAGCAGAGCAAGAAAGGAGGCAGGAUGAGGUAGAUGAGAUGGCAGAGGAAGAAAACGAGGAGACAGUGACUGAUCAGGAGGAAGAGGAGGAAGAGGAGGAUGAAGAUGAUGUGGGGGUAGAGGAGGAAGUAAGAGGGGAGGAAACGGAUCAAGAAGAGGAAGCAGAAAAUAUCACUGAAUUGGAGGAGGAGGAAGAGGCAGAGGGUGUAAACGAGGAUGUUGAAGAAGACAGAGAAUUGGUUGAGGAGGAAGAUUUGGAAGAGGAGGUUCACGGUACAAAUGAGGAGGAUGUUACUGAAGAGAAGGAGGAGGUAAUGGGUAUAACUGAGAUGGUUGGUAAAAUCAUUCAGGAGGAAGAUAAGGUUGAGGAAGAUAAAGAAGUAGAAGAAACUGUUACAGAAGUAGAGGGAGAAGAAAAGGAGGAUGAGGGUGAAGAGAGCUGGAAAAAUCAAGAGAAAACCGAAGAUAGUUAUGAAGACAAAUCAGAUCUUGAAGUAGAAUUUGUCGAGGGGAUAGAGAUUGAAGAAGGAAAGGAAGAAUCAGAGGCUGAGGAUGAAAAUGUCAGUGAUACAGAAAGGAAACAUCAACUAGAACAGAGUAGCCGUGAGGAAGACAAUCGUGAAUCUGUGAGCACUUAUUCCUCUGAGGUCCAGUGUGAAGAUGAAAAGGGUGACGGAGCAGAAACAGCGACUGAAACUGAAACAGAAGAAGGAGGUGAACGCCAAAAAGAGCAAGGCAGCAGUCUACCACAUCCAGUCGAAAUAUCCCAGGAGUUACUCGACUUCAUUAACACCGCCCUACAGUGCGCUUCACUUAUUUUCACAUAUGAUGCACACGGGAAAAUCCGAAUAGAGCCAGAUAGUUCUCGAGGUGCAAAAACUCCAAAAGAAAAAAAGAGAAAGGACAGCUCAUAUGGUGUGAAGUGUCUCCCAAGCCCAGCCUGCUCUGAUUUGUCCGAUUACAGGCCGGAAACAUCAGAGAGUGGUGGAUACCAGUCUCAAGAAUCUGUAGAGGUUAUCUCAGAGAGUGGAGAAGAUGGUCAAGAGAAACACUUCCCCUUCUGCAAACGUAAGCCUAAGAACCAUACGUCCAAGCUCCCUGUUGUAAGUCAUUCAAAAGUCUUGCAAAACUCGCAUACGGAAAGUGGAGGGAGUUACUAUUCCAACAACUCAGGCACUCGAGCCUCUAAGGAUCUGUCUUAUUUUAGUGGUGGGAGCUCACAAAAGGCAGACAAUGAAGCUGCACCAGAUGUUUCACAGUGCAUUUCAUUCCACUCGGAAAAAGACUCAAAAGACGGGGUCUUGAUCGAUCAAGGUAGAUGGCUGCUCAAGGAGAAUCACCUCAUCAGAACUUCUCCUCCUGUCGCACAGGGAAUGUACAGUAACAUAGACAGCACAUCCUCAGAUACGAGGUCUAGUGAUGAUUCCCCACUUCAUUACAAAACCCAGCAAAACCUUCUGGCAGCACUUUCCUCAACAGAGCUUGAGGAGAUGGCAAAGCCUAAAACCCCUAAGUGUACCUACUAUAACAUGCCACAUGGGAGUGACUCUGAUCCCUUUUUGGAUGACUCCAGUUUUAAAAGUGGGAAAAAAGACAGAAGCAGUGCCAAAGGGAGAGGCGGCAGAGUGGGACCUACUAUUAAUACUUCCCAAACCUGGGCAAAUAAAAAUGGCAGUCUAUCUUCAUUUGCAUCCGUUGAGUUUAACAUACCAGAUAGAAAAGUGCACCCUGAAGGCGAGACUAUAUCUAUGACAAUGGCAAGAAGGACAUCUGGUGGAGGAGGGAGGGCAGUGCAAGCGCAGGACUCUGUUGACACACUGUAUUUAAGAUGUAGCCAAUACUGUCCAAUAUUAUAG